Messenger RNA from Lates calcarifer (barramundi perch), 5781 nucleotides. It is a transcript of the gene socs7, whose product is annotated as suppressor of cytokine signaling 7. Gene Ontology annotation, cellular component: phosphatidylinositol 3-kinase complex. The coding region runs from base 1095 to 3677 and encodes 860 amino acids. The record is from RefSeq and is a predicted model, not a curated record. Gene Ontology annotation, biological process: intracellular signal transduction; phosphatidylinositol phosphate biosynthetic process. Lineage: Eukaryota; Metazoa; Chordata; Actinopteri; Centropomidae. The transcript has 12 exons. Gene Ontology annotation, molecular function: 1-phosphatidylinositol-3-kinase regulator activity.
CAGACGAACAUCCUGCUCUUUGUGAAUAUUUUUACAGUCCAGACUGUUGGCUGUCAGACCUGCUGACCAAACGCUGCCAGGAUCAGUCAGGUGGUGGACAGCGGCUUUUUAGAGGUUUUACUCUGAAAACAGCCGCCUGCUGAGGCUGAAAACAACGCGACGAGAGCGGUAAGAGUGAACCAGAACGGUAAAGUUGUGGUCCAGACCAAUAAACAAUGUACUUUUUAAUCACUUGGUGCUUUAUUAGCCACUUUAACCAAGCAGUUGUUGUUUUAACCAGGGUUCCCUACCUUAACCAAACUGUGAUUUUAACCUAAAUAUGCGAGAAGUGCUGCUCUUUAGUGCUUCCAGAUCUUAUCUAAGUGACUGUACUUUCUCUUUGUCUGCAGGAAAUGCCUUGUCUGUGAUUACCUGUGGGGUUCCUCAGGGCUCGAUCCUUGGCCCACCAUUGUUUUCAGUUUAUAUGUUACCUCUAAGUCGAUUUAUCUGAAAUAACAUGAUUUUUCUUCACUGCUACGCUGAUGAUACUCCGCUGUAUCUGUCUCUCCUCUGUCACAUCAUAUACAACCUGCUGGGAGGAUAUAAAAUCCUGGAUGACUGGAAUGAAAACAGAAAUCAGCUGUUCGGAUGUGAGGCUGAAUCAGGUGUAGCCCCGUGAUAUUAAAACGCCACAGACUAAUUUAUAGUUCUCAUCAUCGGCGCUCAUAAAGUGGUAUUAUGGGCUGAGCGGAGGAGGAGCGGGUGGGGCCUGGCUGGGAACACAGAGGCAGACUGUGGUCACUGACCGGAGACUCUACUGGCUUUUAUUCUACUCAGAUCAGACCGCAUGUCUGACCCAGGGGUCCGCCUGCUGCCGGGAGCAAACAGCGCUCAUUUCCCCGAUAUUUGACAGAUGGAUGCUGUCCUGUCCUGAGAGAAGGAGGAUGAAAAAAUCGCCUGAUAUAUUUUUUUGGCAUUUUCGCUCAUAGCCUAUUUAUGGGAGGCAGCGGCGGCUUGGCCCUUUCUUUAUUAUAGGGAAGAGAUCUCCGCGGUUAGCUAUGUGAAGAGCAAAGAUCUCCCUAAUAAUUCUCAUUUCGCGAUCCUGAGGAAUAAUUAUGAACAACGCGCAAGAUAUGUCGCCCGAUUUCGUGUUGAUGCGCCUGGUUUCCGCGGCCGAAGAUGACCGCUUGGACGCAGAAAACGGGAAUCUGCCGCCGGGAGGAGUGGUGGCAGGGCUGGGGAAGGAGGUCCUGGCUCACAGCGGCGUCAAAGCGGGGUUGGAUAUAAGCCGAGAUCCGACGGCGGGCCUCGAGCACCCCAGCAGCCGCCUGAACAAAACCCAGCCGAGCGGCGAGGGCACGGCUGCACCUGACACCGGGGUGACGGAGAGCCGAGCCCCGCUGUCCGCGCCUCCUCCGCCGCAGAGCCCCAUGGAGGCCCAGGGCUUUGACUUCGCUCCCAGCCCUGGCCUACGGCCUCAGCUGCUGGUCUUCUCCAAUAUAAUGCGGAACGGAGAGGGGAUUUUAGAAUUAGACCGUCGGAAUCAGCCGAGGGAUGCUCUGGGUUUGGACCAGAGCCCGGGGUCUGGCUGCUCCGGCCCGUCCGUCAAUAACAACACCCUGAGUCCCGGGGACGUGCAGCAGCAGCAGCAGAACCUGCUGGACCGGACGUGGGGAGCGCAUCCGCCGGUCUCGGUAUCCGCGGAGAUGCAGGGAGCUGCGGAGCUGUGCCGCCGGCAUCGACUCAUCACUACCCCGCCCGAGUGGCCCUUGUUGUCGGAGAGAUCCAACCCUCUCACCGUGAUCGACUCUAACUGGGGCUGCGCCACCAGGGACAGAGAGGGAGCCGUGUUUGAGCUGGCCCGGCGGUUCGGGGAGCUGGGGGUCGGUGCGGUGCCCAAGAUGCUGUUCAAAGCAGGGGAGCUCCCGCAGUGUUCGUGUCAGGGCGCGCACGGGCCGGGAGGAGGGGGAGUAGAACCCGGGGAUGACCCCACGGAGACCAGCGAUGCUUUGUUGGUGCUGGAGGGGCUGGGGAGCGGGGACGUUGCCGGCCUGGGCAUGGAGGAGUGCCCGGAGGACGAGGCGGACGACGAGAACGGACGCCGCGAGUUUCUACUCAACAGGAAAAGGGAGAUAGUUCAGAAAAUGUCCGGGGCUUUCUCCAUCAGCAGCUUCCAGGCGGAGCUGAGGAGGCAGGUGGAGGGGAUGGCCCCGGCGGCGACACAGGCGGCGGCAGCGGCGCAUCUUGGCGCGCAGGUGUGCAGCCUCCACGGGAGCUUAGCCAGCCGGCUGUCGCAGGUAAACUCCGGGGAUUCGGAGGUUUCAGGGGCUCAGGUUUCAGCCGUGUCACCGUCACCUACGCCGGUGCAGAGCUCACCCUGGGCCACGAGCCCCAAUCUGAGCCAGGCGUCGACACCCAGGAGGCGGCCGGAGCGGUGCGCCAGCGCGCCGCGGACUCCCACAGGCCGGGCUGCAGGUGCGGAAAAGACGCUCAAAGUUCCGGGGAAGUCCAAAAAGGGCUCGUUAAAGAUCCGCCUGAGCAAACUGUUCCGGACUAAAAGCUGCAGCGGCUCCAACCACCUCCUGGACAAGAGGCCCUCAGUCACCUACUCAGUGUCUUCUGCCGGGAGUCUGGUGGACAUGGCGAGCGCUGGUGGAGCUGAGCAGGACGCAGACAGCCACAACCAGCCCAGACUGACCAGGGCCCACAGUGCCUUCUCCCCCGCCUCCCUCUCUGCCUCCCUCUCUGCUUUCACUGGUGAGACAGUUUCUCUGGUGGAUGUGGAUAUUUCCCGGCGAGGGGCGAACACGCCACACCCUCCCACGCCUCCCCCUCCUCCACGCCGAAGUCUCAGUCUGUUAGAUGACAUAGCCGGGCCCCAGCCUGGGCCUUUCCUAGUGAGCGUCAUGGGCGCCUCCCUGCAGUCCCUCCCCCUGCCUCUCCCUCCUCCUCCUCCUCCCUCCCACGCCACCAUCCAGCACAGCCUCAGCCUCAAUGACGCCUUCCUCCGGGCCCUUCCUCACUCCACCCCGUCGCCGGCUGACACGCUGCCCCCCACCAGACAGGCUCCGCCCCCCAUGCUGUGUGCCCUGCGGCGGUCCGAGGCCAGCAACUUCACCGCCAGUCUGAGAGAGCUGGAGAAGUGCGGCUGGUACUGGGGCCCGAUGAACUGGGAGGACGCGGAGAUGAAACUGAAGGGGAAACCGGACGGAUCCUUCCUGGUCCGAGACAGCUCAGACCCUCGGUACAUCCUGAGCCUCAGCUUCAGGUCUCAGGGAGUCACGCACCACACACGCAUGGAGCACUACCGAGGGACGUUCAGCCUGUGGUGUCACCCGAAGUUUGAGGACCGCUGCCACUCGGUGGUGGAGUUCAUCGAGCGAGCCAUCAUGCACUCCAAGAACGGCAAAUUCCUCUACUUCCUCCGCUCAAGAGUCCCAGGGCUUCCUCCCACCCCAGUCCAGCUGCUGUAUCCCGUAUCUCGCUUCAGCAACGUGAAGUCGCUACAACAUCUCUGUCGCUUCUGCAUCCGACAAAUAGUUCGCAUCGACCACAUCCAGGAGCUUCCACUGCCCAGACCACUGAUCUCCUACCUGAGUAAGUUUUAUUACUACGACCCCGAGGAGGAGAUGUAUCUGUCAAUCAAGAGCAUCCGGAGGGUGGUGGGAGCAGAGCAGGAGGCCGAGUCACAGACGUAGCAGCAGAGAUCUUCUCAGCUCAAGUUUCUGUGUGGAGGACUGAUCUGUACUGGUCUGCCAGUCUUCCAGCAUCAGCCGAUCAGAGUCCCUGGAAAUCUGUGUGUCCAGUUGGACUGGGAUGGACCCGCCUCUCUGUUGAUUUGGACUAAUGAAAGGAGGGAAAAUGUUUGGGGGAUUAACUGUCGACAGGAAGCGCCGGCGCAGAGGACUCAGCCUUGUCUUCUUCGGAGGGGACUGCAGAGAUGUUCUUGCCUGCAAACACGUCGGUGGAAACAAAAAGGAAGAGCGUUGAUUUUGAACUCAAUUUGCAAAAUUUUCCUGAACCCCUGCUGAACUGGACUUUUAAAACACAAAUGCACUGGUCAAUUUGUACAACUGUUGUUUGCUGCCGUUUUCUUGUUUUUCCUUCCAUUCUGUCAAAAUGAGGGUUUUUGGAUUAAAAGUUUCCCUCAGGAUUGAUGUACACACUGAGGCAGGGCAGCAGAGGCCGAUCACUGAGCAGUCGGACGGUCAGAGUGUUUAGGAGGUUGGGUGAAAUGUUUGUCUUAAAUCAAGGGAUAUAUUUUGUUUGGUUUUUCUGCAUGAGGAAAACCAUGUUUCCAUCGUUAGCUACAAUGCUAAUGCUGAUUGGAUCAAAAAUCUAAAGUUUAUUUUACUUAAUUUUACCAGAAGUGCUUGUUGCACCAACUUACACCAGCUGUUUUAUGGUUAUGUUUGGACACUUGGUCAGGGUUUAAUGCCGAAAAAGUUAAAUUCUACACAACCUUUAUUUACAUUUAACCAAAAACCACAAUCUUUUUGUUGUCUAAACCACAGACAGGACUCUGGAUGUGAACCCUGGUCUCUACUAUGACAGUCAUGGGCUUUUUAUGCCAUUUCAUUUCCUACAAAACAUAUUUGCUGUUGCAGAUUAGUUUUACAGUUGGUCAACUUACAGCAACCUGUACAACUUUGUCCAUCUCAUUCUAAUCGCUAUUUUUCUGUUGCUAUUUUUCAUGGAUGUAGGUUGAUAGCUCGCUAUACAGGAGGAUCCCCAUUCUUAAUCAUGUCACAAAGCUCUGAUUGAUCAGCUGUUUCUACAGCUCUGGUAAACAGCCGUCAAUGAGCCUCACACCAGAAGUAUAAAGAAAGCUGGAUCUAGCAACCCCACACAGCCUUACUGCCAAAUUACUCCUAGUGGCCACUUGUGGAACUGCAACAAAAAAGUCCCCCACAGCCCAUCAUCAUAACAGACGUCGAAAACAAAACAAGGUUUUUACUCUUUCUGUUUUUGUGAAUUUUUAAUCCAUGGAGAUUUGAUAUUUGUAAAACCUUCCCACAGCCUGGAAAAUUGAGUUUUAUUUUAUUUUAUUUUCCCCAAGUAAAGUCUAUGGAGGUUGGAACCAGCAGAUGAAAUACUACUGUGCAUGUUGGUCGCACAUUGAAAACUUUUUGGCUGAAGCACCACUCAGGCAGUUCUCAUUCAACUGAAUGGACGUCAUCUUUGCUUCUGAUAUCCAGUUCCUUUCAUACACCCCUGGUUAACACCUGCUAGCGUAGGUGUUUCUCAUUAGCGAGACAUGUCCUUGAUCUCAUCUGCUUCGCACUCGUUGUACAACACGUCCUAGAGCUGCAAUAGGCUCAUCUAUUGAGGCCACUGCUGGUGGAUAUUUUGUUCCUGCUGCUCUUUACAGGAGAUUUAACUCCUGUAGGUCUUGUUUUUUUCAGACAGAAAUUCACAGGAGAAGAAAAAUGCACCAAAGAAAGAAAACACCCUCAGAAAUUCAAAUUACAGGACAGAUUAAAAGUCGACUUUUCUUUAGUAGUUAAAUAACCAGAACUGAAAGCAAAAGAAUAAAAUAAACAUAACAUUAAUGUUGAGACAUUUGUUUGACUUUGGUGUUAAUGCGCUGGGAGUUGCCUCAGUUUCCCAUCAUGCCCUGCCUCACAGUGUGUAUAUCUGCCAUGGUUGAUCUCUACCUGUCAGUUUGAUUUGUUGAAAUGCCCAGGUGUAUUUUGCUCAUUCUGUUUCUCAGUUCCCUGACGCUGGCUACCGGCCCAGCAUUUUCAGUAAAAAAAAAAAAAAAAGAACAAGAAGAAAAAUAAAUAUUGGUAUGUGUCGUAA